This is a messenger RNA of Pristis pectinata (smalltooth sawfish), 5640 nucleotides long. It is a transcript of the gene arhgap31, whose product is annotated as Rho GTPase activating protein 31. Bases 508 to 4650 code for a protein of 1380 amino acids. NCBI's taxonomy places the organism in Eukaryota, Metazoa, Chordata, Chondrichthyes, Rhinopristiformes, Pristidae. The transcript is spliced from 12 exons. The record is from RefSeq and is a predicted model, not a curated record. Gene Ontology annotation, biological process: small GTPase-mediated signal transduction. Gene Ontology annotation, molecular function: GTPase activator activity.
GGCUGGAGCCGUUAUCUCCCUGCUGUCAGACCCGGCUAGGAGUAAAGCUUGUCCUUAGUGCCUCACUUCCUUGGUUUCUUACAGCAUUUCCUGAGCACAAAUCGAUAAACCAUUGACAUGCUUUGGAAAGGGAAAAAACUUUUAAGGGAGGCACGGGAAGCUGAUGUUUAAACUUUUGGUCUUACGGGCCUGGAAGAGAAAACUCCUGCAAAUUUGAAGCGGCGCAGACCUGAAGAAUUGGCUGAGAAGAAGCGGAUUUGUCUCCGGUGAAAGGACAAGCAAGGAAUCCUAUGGUUUCUUGUCGCCCACAAUGUUAACUCUGCAGAAAUCAUUUUUUGUCAGAACCUACUGAUUAAACGUCGUGUCAGGAUGUGAAUCUGCAUUUGGCCGAGAGAGAUUUGCUGGGAUUUUGUUUUUUUGUAGGAAAAGAAACUCAUGGUUGUUUUCGGAUAGCUCCCGUGAUAGAGCACUUUGAGCGAAGGAUUAUUGAAGUCAACUUGUUCACCGAUGAAGAACAAGGCAGCAAAGCAGAAAGCAAAGCGGAAGGGUGCAAAGGACACUGCGUUUGGCUGUGACCUGGGCGAACACUUACAGAACUCCAAUCAGGAUGUUCCUCAAGUCCUGAAAAGCUGUGCAGAAUUCAUUGAGAAACAUGGCAUUGUAGAUGGGGUCUACAGACUCUCAGGAAUUACAUCCAACAUUCAAAGGCUAAGGCAGGAGUUUGGCACAGAGCAGCGGCCUGACCUGACUAAGGAAGUGUAUCUACAGGACAUCCACUGUGUGGGUUCCCUCUGCAAGCUCUACUUCCGAGAACUACCCAAUCCGCUCCUCACAUACGAACUCUACAAAAAAUUCACAGAGGCUGUUACUGCUCAGUCAGAGGAGGAGCAGCUGGUGAGGAUCCAAAAUGUCAUCAAAGAGCUACCUCCUCCACAUUACAGAACUUUGGAAUACCUGAGCAAACAUCUAACACACAUAGCUUCCUUUAGCACCAAGACAAACAUGCACUCCAGGAACCUGGCCCUUGUCUGGGCUCCCAAUCUACUGAGGUCAAAAGAAAUAGAAGGAUCUGGAUAUAACAAUGAUGCCGCAUUUCUGGAGGUGCGAGUUCAGUCCAUCGUUAUUGAAUUCAUCCUGAAUCAUGUCAAUCAGCUGUUCAACAGCAACACAGCCCAGCCCAAGCAGGACACUGAAGCACACAAUCCUGUUGCUAAAUGCAAGUCACUUCCUAUUGUAUCACCGUCCAUGAAGCUUUUAUCCCUGGAGGAGGCUCAGGCCAGGACCUUGAAACCAGACCACCCUGCUCGCCUUGAGAAAAUACAUUGUGCUCCAAUGGACACUGGGCCUGCUGCUGGGACCAUUUAUCACACAGUCAUCGAUCUGCCAGAUCCUAGGAGAAAGCUUUCUGCAAAGACAAAGAAGUGGAAAUCCAUAUUUAAUCUUGGGCGGCUGGGAAACGACUCGAAGGGUAAACUAAGCAGGAAUGGCAGUGUGUUUGUGAGAGCACCUCAGUUUGCAGAAAAGGGCAACAUUCGACCUGCUAAGAGUAUGGAGUCCCUUUGCUCCUUGCCAAUAGAAGAUGAAGGGAAGGGGGUUCGAUUUAAACACGGAGGAACUCUGGGAGGAGGUCUCUCCUCGUCUAUGAAAUCACACACUCUCGGAUCAGCAUGUUCCUACAAUCUAAGCCGGAGGCACAGCGAUUGGGAUCAGGAAGACCUGGUGGGUGCAAUUGGAGGAUGUGUGGGUAACAUUAGCUCAGGAACACCUGAUAAAGAGCCAGCAAUUUUGAAGGCACAACCAGAGCAGAUGAAGGUUUUUCGUGGAGAUGCCUUCAACAAAUCGGAACCAUCACCAAAGACUAGACGGUUGUUUUACUCAACAAACCUCAAUGAUUCUUCACCGAAGUCUAAUUUCCCGGGUAACUUGUUUCCCCUUGAAGCAUCGCCGCGGCAUCAUAGAAAACCAAUGGCAGUGAAUAUUUCUGAGCCUUUUUCUGUAUCUGUGCCAUUACACGUCUCAGGAAUUAUCAGCCCCAGUGCCACACCCUGCAAGGAAGCACAAAAAGAUGGACAAAGUCCAAAUGACCCAGGAUCACAGGAGUCAAUGGACAGACCAUCACCAGCUGAAAGCAGCAUCAUUUCCAUGGCCAGUGAAGAGAAGGGAGAUCUGCUCCGUAGGCAGACUGAUUCAGACCAGCACGAGUUCAAUGAUGAAGAGGACAUAGAAAAGGCUGGAUUGAAGACUGAACCCCUUGUUGUUUCCACAAAUUCAUCAUCCCAGAAUCAACCAAAGCUUUCCCUAAAUCCCACACAUCAGGACUCUGAUGCACUGCAGCCUCUCUCAUCCUCAGAGUCAGUGACCACCUCAUCUGUUUCUCCAAAGCCCUUUGAAAGCACAGAGCCGGAAGAAGUGCCUCCUUCAAUCGUUCCCUCAACAGGGAGGCCAUGUGAAGAUGAACAUCAAAGACCAUGUAGCGGGAGCAAUGAAGAGCAGCCAGCAACUAAACAGGACACAGAUUCCUCUGCCAAGCUAUCUAUGGAGCAUCUGUGGCCACAUACCAAAGAGCUUAAGAUCAUUGAACCUGAGGAAAUCACUGGGCCUCACAUCUUUCUGGAAAAGAUGGAAGAAAACUUGGUCCAAUCUCGUGAUGACAGUCAUAUUGAGUAUACACCUCUGCCUGAUGCCUCAACAGCAGUAAAUACUACUGGACAGCAAAGAAUGCACAGUCUCCCUAAUUUGUUCUUACAAAGCUCACCUCUAAUGGUUGAAACUGUUCCAGAGGAAAUGUCUUUAAACGCCACAAGUAACAAAUGUUCCAGUGAAGGGAAUAGCACCAAGACACCUGAUCAAAGCCAGGCUCAGCAAAUCAAAUCUAUGGGGUCCUUACUGAGUGCUUCCUCCAAGAUGGAGCUUAAACACCCGAUAACAGAUAAAAAUAUUUUGAAGGCGUUAACAGAGAGUUCACCAACAGAGUGUUUUGGAGCAUCUGUAGAUUCAAGUCAAUUAAUUGAUACUAAUUCAGAUGUAAAGGAUCAAUAUUUGAUUGCUUCUCAUGAAUUUCAGUCUUCAGAACCUUGCAUUAACAAACCUGAACCAAACUCAAAAAUUGAUAUUAAAUUUUCAAAACUAUGCUCAGAUGUUAGCAAUAAAAGUGAUCAAGAGGAGCAAUUAGCAGAUAUUAGCUCAAAUCUGAAAUCUGAAGCUUUGCCAACUGAUACCAGUGAACCUGGCAUCCCUGGAAAACACUGGAUGGACAAUGACACAUUAAAGCAACCUAGCUCCCUUUCAUUACAGCUGGUUGAAGUCAAAAACGAUGAGGAAGAAUGUUUGGCAAAGAUAUCACCAGAUGUAAGGCCUGAUGAAUGGCAAUAUGCUGCUCAGGAAUUAUGGUCCCCGGAUGCUUGUACAGAUAAACUAGCUCCUGAAGAGCAUUAUGAUAUGUCAUCUCAGUCUGUUAACAAGAUUGUUUGGAACAGUCAAAGCCCAGAGACUCCUUUACCAAUUUGCAAUGGUGAGUCUUUAAGCAAUAGCUCUCUUGUAAUCAAAUCUGUAAAUUUCCUCAGGGAAAUGGAGGGAACAUCCAUACAUCAGCAGCGAACUAUUUCACCAGCUGAAGAAAAUUCAAUAGCAUCUUCUAAAUUGGAUGGUCUACAUGUUGUAAGCACUGGGACAACACCGUGCUUAGAGAGCAUCAAUGUAGAAUCCACAGUGGUAACACCUGAUAGAACUGAGGCGGACUGUUUCAAGUCUGAAGAUAAGGCGCCAAUAGUUGCUUCAUACUCCACAGUCAAUAAUAAACCUUCUGUAUCUGAUGGAUCACCAGUUCAAUCAAUCCCAGUCGGUGUCACUGCUGUUCGAACGACCUACAUGAUAAAGAUGUGUCAAGUCAAAGCGAUUCCUGUCAUUCCACCAAAGGUGCAGUUUACCCAGGUCCCCCAGCCUUUGCCAAAGAAGAACCUCACACCUCCCUCCCUCCCUCUGGACAAAGUACUAACCAUUCUGCAACCAGUUGCGGUAUGUGAACCAAGUUGCCCUGACAGCAAACAAAGACUGGAUUCAUCUUUAACCAAUUCGUCGGUGGCAGAACCUGAAGACGGGAAGGAAAAUGGUCUGCCAAAGUCUCAAACACCUGAACAUGGAUGGUGCACCAUCUCUCCGGAUAUCUCACUCACCCAGUCCAAAACCAGUCAAGCAGCACCAGUUGUGAAGAAAACCUCCAAGGCAAACGGAGAAGAUUUACUCGACAGCCCAUCACCUCUGAGAAUGGAAAGGUCCGCAGUGCAGCAAAAGCCUGCGUUUACACGACACGCACAGCACAGAUCAAAGGCAAGCAGGCCCCAGAGCCUCAUCCUGUUCAGCCCUCCCUGGCCGAGCAUGGAACGCCCUUCUCCUGUAGAGCCCAGCAAGGUGCCCCUCAGCCCAGUGAAAUCCAGUCCGGAGCCACAGACACCAGAGCCGGAUCACCCAACUCCCAGCAGCUACUCGCAUGAACUUACCGACAGUCAGAAAGGCCUAGAGGGCGUCACCCUUCGAAAUCACAUGAGCAUGCCUAAAAGUGGGCAGAGGCUGGAGACCUCAACAAGUUGUUUCUACCAGCCUCAGAGGAGGUCCAUGAUAUUUGAAAAUAGAGGUGGCAGGCAAAUUGAAUGACUACUUUUAAUGAUCCUACAGACUACAGACUCCUGAUAAAAGAUUCUGUUCUUUAAUGAUCUUUUUCAUCACCAACACCAAAUGUAUUCUUCCUCCCAAGCUCAAAUGCCUGUCACAGUUUUAAAAUAUACAUCAGAGUAAGGAGGAGGUAGAGAAUGUAAAGAAUCCAGACUUGUACAUGGUAAGGAAUAAGGUUAUUUGGUUUACAAGUUAAACCAACUUUAAAUGUUAAAAAUGCUAAGCCUUUAAUAAACAAAAAACGGUGCUUGAUUCUAACUUUGAUUUAAACACAUCUGUGAUCAAAUCAAAAUGAGUGAAGGAUGGUGUAAAAUAUGCAAAGUAACAGCCAAGUAGUUCCUUAAAAAGAAUAUUUUAUAAGCUUUCUCUGAAUGAAAUCUGUGCCUUGUGAAUGUGUGGGAGCUGGUAACAGCAAAAAUCAGUCCUGCUGAUGAAUCAUCUCUCACUUUAGCCUAAUUUCUACAAGGGGUACAUUACUGUAAUAUUCCUUACAUUUUGUAGCAAUCCUUGUAAAGAGAAAGAUUUUACCUUUUGUACAAUAAGUGUGGAGGAUCCAUUGUUGAUGGUUAAUGCACUUAAUGAUUGACUUUCAUUAUCAUUGCACACCAUGUUGUUUUACAAUUGCUUACUAUACCCAUUACUCUAUUACUGAUAUUAAUAGAGCAAUGUAAAUUCAAAUUAUUUCCCCUUCCAAAAUUUUAUUGAUUUCUUUAUACCUCACAGAAAAGCAAAGAAUGACAAAUUAUGAAUUAAACAGUCACUUUUGACUAAAGCAGAUAAUCUAUUUUAGACAUACUACUGUAUUAUUUAUCUAAAUACAACCAUCUCAGAGAAUAGACAGCAUCAGUGUUUCUGUAAAUGCUUUACCAUCUCAGUUUCAAUGUUUAUGUACCUCUCAUAUGUACUGAAAUUAUUUCUAUAUUGUCAAAUAUUAAAUGUAAGUAUUUUUGUCACGUAUGAGAAUUAAACUGU